Penicillium brevicompactum is the source of this 1197-nucleotide messenger RNA. Its product is annotated as glycoside hydrolase family 5 protein. The transcript has 4 exons. Gene Ontology annotation, biological process: glucan catabolic process. Lineage: Eukaryota; Fungi; Ascomycota; Eurotiomycetes; Eurotiales; Aspergillaceae. Bases 1 to 1197 code for a protein of 398 amino acids. The record is from RefSeq and is a predicted model, not a curated record. Gene Ontology annotation, molecular function: beta-glucosidase activity. Gene Ontology annotation, cellular component: extracellular region; cell surface.
AUGAAGCUCAAAUCAUUCAUCUCUCUUCUGGGUAGUAUACCCCUAGCAUCAGCCUGGCUGCCUACAGACGAAGGCCGAAACCUUACAACAUUUGACAAAACUGGCACUUCCAAGAUCCGAGGCGUCAACUUGGGUUCCUCAUUCAUCAUCGAGAAAUGGAUGGCGAGUGGCGAGUGGAAUGAUAUGGGGUGUGGUGAUUACAACAGUGAGUGGGGAUGUGUGCAGGGUAUCGGCCAAGAUGCAGCCAACACUGCCUUCAAAAAGCACUGGCAGUCUUGGAUCACCAAGGACGACAUCACAAAGAUGGUAUCGUACGGUCUGAACACCAUUCGGAUCCCGGUCGGAUUCUGGAUGAACGAAGAUCUCAUCGCGGAUAAUGAGUACUACCCGCGCAACAAUGCCCUCGAGGAUCUCACCAAUAUCUGCCAGUGGGCCGCUGAUGCGGGUAUGUAUGUUGUCAUUGACACUCAUGGCUUGCCUGGUGCUCAACAGGCUCAGCAGCCUUUCACUGGACGUUAUGCCAGCUCCCCUGAGUUCUAUCAAAAUGACGGUAACGCUGAGCGCGCGUACAAGUUCUAUGAGUGGAUGGUCGAACAGAUCCAAGGCAGCGAUGCGUUCAACACUGUCGGUGCCCUCGAACUUGUCAACGAGCCUCUGCAAAAUACAGAGAAUGGAAACACGAACUGGAUGGUUGAGCACUUUUAUCCAUCCGCCAUCGACAGGAUUCGCGCCAAAGAGAAGUCCCUGGGCGUCUCUGCAGAUGAUGCGCUGCAUAUCACCGUCAUGGACGAUAAAUGGGAUUCGGGUGGUAAUCCCACUCGCUCUUUGAGUGAUGAUCAAAAGGAUAGGCUUCUCUUCGAUGACCACAACUACGAGAUUUAUCUCGUGCGCGAUGCCCAGUCAAAGGCUGACAUGAUUCAAGAUGCCUGUGGGGACAAUCGUCAGUCCGAUGUUAGCCCCAAGGUCCUUGGGGAGUGGAGUCUGGCGUUCAACAACCAAGGAGAAAACUUCUUGCCGAUGGCUGACCAUGCUUUAUCAUACUCGAAAUGGUUCUCAGCGCAGCAGAGACAGUAUGAGGCAUUGGGUGGAUGGAUCUUCUGGACUUGGAAGACGGAUGAGAAUCUGCCUAAUGUCGAGCAGUGGAAUUAUCAAAGUAAGUUGCUUUCUUUCUCUCCGUUGCGACGAAUGAGAUGUUAA